UUUAACACGACUCGUCGUAGGAAAGAGUAGACUAUAGGUCUCAAACAAAGCAAAACGAAGAGAUCAGAAAAUGGAAGACGAGAAGCUACAGAAGUCCAAGAAAUGGCUUCACGAUCUGUCGACAGGUGCCAAAGGUAUCAACGAGCUAGAGGCCUUAACUCAUGUUGGCCUGCAGGUCAUGAAUGCCCGCAAGGGCUUCUUCCGCUGCAACUUCAUCGUUCCAGACCAUCUCUCUGACCAGGAUGGAAACUGGCAUGUCGGAGCUAUCGCAACUGUGAUCGACGAUGUUGGGGCCGCCACCGUAUACUCAACUGUUGGUGAUGUCAAAUCCGUUGACUUCACCAUUUCAUAUUACUCCAGGGUCAAGACCAGAGAAGAGGUUGAGUUGGAGGCUGAGAUUGUAGGGGACAUGGGGAAGCUCAUAUGUGUGGUGGUAAAGGUGACAAGGAAAGAGGAUGGAGAAAGCGUUGCUUUGGGUAAGCAAUGGAUGGCCUCAUUUUCAAGGAGGACCAAUCAAUCUCAAGUCACUAGUAGGCUUUGAGGUAAAUGUACUACUUUGAUAAUCUAGACCAAAUUUUCUAGACUACAAGUAUGUUUUCAUCUUUCAAAGUCUGAAUCAUGUAUGUGAUGAGAAUUUCUUUUUCUUUGGUU
Molecule: messenger RNA, 651 nt
Organism: Rosa chinensis
Lineage: Eukaryota; Viridiplantae; Streptophyta; Magnoliopsida; Rosales; Rosaceae
Exons: 3
Coding region: 71-541 (156 amino acids)
Molecular function (GO): fatty acyl-CoA hydrolase activity
Source: RefSeq, a predicted model, not a curated record